AUGUCUGUAUCCGCGUCCUCCUCGAGGGCUGCCGCUGCAUCGUCCGGUACCCUCGAUGCCACGGCUGCCCCACACACCUCCGACGCUGUGAAGGAGCCGUUCAAGCUUCUGGUGUGGCGUCUCGUUCUGGUUGACACAGCCGAAGACAGGUCGCAAUGGUCUUCACGGGCGAAGCAGCAGUGGGGUGGCGGCAAGCCCCUCUUCGUGUCCGUUAGUAACAAAUUCAAGGAGCAUGGCAGCACGUCGUCGCAGCAGCUGGUGUUUGGUAAUCCACAGCAGUCGCAGCAGCAGCCGUGGAGCGGGAUCGAAUGGCGAGAGAGCAAUAUUAUACCAGUGCCACUGGAUGAUGAUCCUGUGCUGAUGAUCGAGGUUGGCGUGGUCCGGCAUGGCAAGAAAAAUGUGCUGGGGCUUGGUAUAAUCAACACGCAGUCGAUGCUGGCGGAGAACCGCCAGUACACCAAGUUCACCGUUCAUGUGCUGCCGACUCACACCUCGAUUGACGCCUUCACAGUGCACGCGGUGGCAGAGGUGGAGAUCCACAGCGGCCUGCACCACGAGUCACCCGAUCUCAACUUCACCCCGUUAGAGUACAACUACGGAACCGUGCGAGUAUCCACUGUGGACUUUUAUUACCCAUCUUUCUUUCUCACAGGGACGGGUGAGUAUAUUGUCUCCAACGUACUGUGCGCGAUGAACAUGACAGAGUUUAGCUCCCUGGCUAUGCAGUUGGUUCCGUUGCACUCGGCUGCCAGCUACAUUGCCACGGAGCCGUCGCAGGUGAUUACGGUGCGGCCUCAGCAGCGCGUGUACUUUAGUGCUACCUGGAAUCUUGCUAACCGAGCCUGCAUGAAGACGCUGGAAAUGCAACUCAGGGUGAACGGGUCACAGAAGCCAUCAGCACUGGUUCUCAUAAAGGUUCACAACCAGGUCCCGCAGACUUCAGGCAACACAGACCUGCCCUUCCACUACUGGGUGAACACCACGUGUAUCACAAAUCGGCAAAUGCUGCCGUCGCAGGAGUUACCCCUCAUCCAUGCCGUUCUUCCAGUGUACCGCUUUAUUAGUCGCAGCGCCCCCAUCAACCAAACAGAGGGCAUGAUCGUGGCGUUCGACAAAGACAAGGGCGAGCAUGUGUUGGUGCGAGCCAACGGCGUCCCAGUGACAAUGGGCAAGCUUUACGGAACUGGCCAUCAUCAUCAACGGCAAUCGCAGCAGCGCCUGUGCUUGCAGAAGGCAGGCACCAGUGGCUCCGCGCUGAGCAAAGUGGAAAGUAUGGACCUCAAAGCUGUCAGCGACUUGACAUCUCCGUUCGGCUUUGAUACGAACGCCUCCUUCGUUGUGCGGGACAGCCGCGUCAGAAACCCAUUCCCGUCGCGCGGGCCGCUGCUGAAUCUCUCACAGAAGACGUGUUUGUGCACCAUCGCUCUCGGGCUGAUUCGUGGGUUUCCCAUGGUGUACGAGGCCACCACCGGCCUGUCUCCAUCCUUCCAAGUGAGUGUGACACUGCUGGAUCAGCGCGGGUGGCAGAUUGUGCAUGGUGAAACCCUCCCCAGCUACCAUAGCGCCAGCGGCAGCCUGCGGUGGGCGGAGCAGCUGGUCCUGCGGAAGUGGCCAGGAGCGACGUCGCAGCAAUUUGUUCGCCUCAAUCUGACCGAGGUACGACCCCGCGACGGGGACGAGACGCCGAUCGGCGCCGGUCUCAUCUCCCUCCCCAGCAUGCAGCGCCUAUACACACAGAACCCGCUGAGCGUCGCCUUCUAUGUGUACGAGACGUACUCCUUGUACGAUCAACUGAACUCGUCAUCCCUGUUAAUGAAGGACGUCAACGUGAUGUUCUCGGAGCUGCGCUGA
Messenger RNA from Leishmania mexicana MHOM/GT/2001/U1103, 1851 nucleotides. RefSeq lists its product as hypothetical. The record is from RefSeq and is a predicted model, not a curated record. NCBI's taxonomy places the organism in Eukaryota, Euglenozoa, Kinetoplastea, Trypanosomatida, Trypanosomatidae. The transcript has a single exon. Bases 1 to 1851 code for a protein of 616 amino acids.